ACGGAUGAAAUGGCCCACCAGCGGCGGAGACACUAUCGCGAGAUUCGCCAAAGUGUCCCUUCUGCUAACCCUUAGUGUCGAGGAUGGUUUCUUCCUGUGCUGUAUGCAGUGCUCCAGCUAGCCAGCAGUGUGCGGGAUGCCAGCAGACGGCUUACUGUGGCCGCGAUCACCAGCGGCAGCACUGGAAAGCGACGCAUCGCCGCGAGUGCCACUGUUACCGGGUGGUUGAAAAUGCCUGCCUUGGGCGCUACGUGGUAGCCACCAGAAACAUCCGGCAGGGAGAGGUCAUCUUCCGCGAUGCACCAGCCGUCGUCGGUCCCAAGAUGGCGAGUGUACCGGUCUGUUUGGGCUGCAACCGGGAUCUGAUGGCCACCGCCACCGUUCGGCAGCAAGGUGACGCAAACUUCCGGUUCCACCAGUGCUCCCGCUGCGGAUGGCCCGUCUGUGGUGCGGAAUGCGAAGCGGCGGACCAACAUCGCUCGGAAUGCAGGCUCAUGGCGGGCAGCAGCUACCGCCCGAAGAUCUAUCCAGCCCGGGAGGAACAAGCUAGAAGGGAAUCGGCUUACUGUGUGAUCGUACCGCUACGAGUACUGCUGCUGCAGUCGCAUUCCCCCGACACGUACGCUCAACUGCAGCGUCUCGAGUCGCACGUUACGGAGCGCCUCAAGUCACCACUGUACGAGGUAGUCCGUUCGAACCUGGUACCGUUCAUACGGAGCGUGCUAGGACUGCAGCAGUACAGUGCCGAAACGAUCCUGGAAGUGUGCGCUAUGCUCGACACGAACUGCUUCGAGAUCCGGCUACCGGAGCGGCGAACCAAGGUACGGGCACUGUAUCCGCUGGGUGCCAUGCUUUCCCACGACUGUCGACCCAACACGAAGCACUACUUUGAUGACGCGUUACGCAUGGUUUUGGUCGCCACCGUCGACAUCGAGCGGGGUGCCACCAUCAGCACGUCCUACACUCAACCCUUGCUCGGUACGCUACACCGUCGACUAGCCCUCAAGCAAUCCAAGCACUUCGACUGCCAGUGCGAACGAUGUACCGAUCCGACCGAGCUCGGAACCAAUCUCAGCGGCUUCCGGUGUCCGGUCUGUCGCAAGGGUAUCGUUCUGUCCGCUCAACCCUGCAGCCCCCAGUCGGUCUGGCGUUGCCGGCAGCAAAAGUGUGCGUUCAGCGAGACGGCCACGGCGUACGCGGCACGCUGUACCCAGCUGCAGCAGCAACUACUGAGCCUAGACCGUACGCAGCCCACCGGAUACGAAGCCUUUCUCCAGCAGCACCAGUCUACCGCGCACGGCUGGAAUGCGUUCGUGCUGCAGGCCAAAUAUGCGCUGAUCCAACUGUUGGACCACCAGGCGACAGGCGCCAAGCUGGAACCGCCUGAAAAUCCCGCGCAAGAGGGACACUUGCGCCGUACGGUAGAGCUAUGCCGUGAUCUACUGGAUGUUGCUAAUCGCUUAGAACCCGGUAUCGGUUUCUUUCGAGUCAAGCUACUAGUUUCUCUAGAGAAAGCGCUCGCUGCACUACAGAAGCGGUGGCCGAAGAAAUCGCGGGAAGCGGAAUGGCUUUCAGUCAAGGAAGAACUUGCUCGUAUGUCGAAACUCGAUCCUUCCAUAAACACCAAUUGUGAAUGAAAGAUGAGAAUAUUUGUGUGUUCGGAUGUUAUCCUACCUAUCUUAC
Molecule: messenger RNA, 1683 nt
Organism: Anopheles darlingi
Lineage: Eukaryota; Metazoa; Arthropoda; Insecta; Diptera; Culicidae
Gene: SmydA-2
Product: SET domain-containing protein SmydA-8
Exons: 4
Coding region: 84-1637 (517 amino acids)
Molecular function (GO): protein binding
Source: RefSeq, a predicted model, not a curated record